Rhea pennata is the source of this 597-nucleotide messenger RNA. RefSeq names its product MORN repeat containing 2 (gene MORN2). The transcript has 5 exons. The record is from RefSeq and is a predicted model, not a curated record. Lineage: Eukaryota; Metazoa; Chordata; Aves; Rheiformes; Rheidae. The coding region runs from base 38 to 442 and encodes 134 amino acids.
GCUCCCUAGCAACGGCACACACUUCCGCCUAGCAACCAUGGCCGACGCGGCGGUUUUCAAAGUGUCUUUUGUCUUCCCCAACAAGGACACGUACGAGGGGGAGUGCACCAGGACCGCCGAGGGCGUCCUCAAGAGGAACGGCUUCGGGGUGCACACCAGCCCCGGCGGGGUUACCUAUGCUGGCAACUGGGAAAACGACAAGAUGAAUGGUACAGGAAGGCUUGAACAUCCUUCUGGGGCAGUUUAUGAAGGCGAGUUCAAAGACAACAUGUUUCAUGGAGUAGGAACUUACACAUUUCCAAAUGGAGCAAAGUACAUUGGACCAUUCAAUGAAAACAAGCUGGAAGGUGAAGGAGAAUUUAUAGACGAAAAAGGAGUGGAGUGGAGUGGCACAUUUCAUCACACAGCAGCAGUGGGACUGAAGCAGAAGCUGAAAAUGUAGCUAUUUGGCACUGCCAGUAGCAUUGAUUUAAGGCAGCUCUUUGAUUGCACUCUGGGCUCAAACAGCUGUGACCAGAUUUCAACAGGCAUUCAUUUCUUCAUUUAUUUAUUAAAAAUAAACUAUAUUAUAUAUAAUAUUAUUAAAAAUAAACUUGC